This is a messenger RNA of Fopius arisanus, 911 nucleotides long. RefSeq names its product receptor expression-enhancing protein 5-like. The record is from RefSeq and is a predicted model, not a curated record. NCBI's taxonomy places the organism in Eukaryota, Metazoa, Arthropoda, Insecta, Hymenoptera, Braconidae. Bases 161 to 703 code for a protein of 180 amino acids. The transcript has 4 exons.
GCAAACCUAACCUUGACCCAUCAAAAACCAACGGUCGUCAGACUUGUCGGACUUGUCUACCGGUGGAUAUUUUCUCCUCCGGCUAAAGUCACUAUCAUUUAUUCAUUCCGUUAUCACACGUAAUCAAUCACUUGAAAAAACAAGGAAAUUUUUAAAAAAUAUGGCUCGUGUAAUGGCGACGAAGGAAGCUGUGGAGAAGGCAUUGAGAGACGACAGUAAACCCUGGACAAAAUUAUUCGCCAUGGCAGAGGCCAAAACAGGUGUUGACAGACUUUACAUUUUUGUGGCAUCUGUUGCAUUCCUGGGGCUAUACCUAGUAUUUGGACUUGGUCAACAACUUAUAUGCAACAUCAUUGGAUUUAUCUAUCCAGCUUAUUGCUCAAUGAAAGCACUGGAGACACCAAAAAAGGAUGAUGAUACUAAAUGGCUUACUUACUGGGUUGUCUUUGCCGUUUUCACUAUUAUUGAGUUCUUUUCCGAUUUCAUCGUCGGAUGGUUCCCUGUUUAUUGGCUGUUCAAGUGUGUUUUUUACAUCUGGCUGAUGGUCCCAUUGGAAUACAAUGGAUCUCUCAUCAUCUAUCAUCGUUUCAUCAGACCAAAAUUCAUUCAAUAUCAGCCGAAGGUCGACAACAUCAUGACAAAUGCUCGAGACGCUGCAGUGAAGGCUGCAGCGGACGUCCUAUCCCACGAGAAGGAUAAUUAAUCAAUAAUUCAACAACGAUUAAGUGAAUAGGUUGCCAUUUUUUAAUAAUAAACAUUUGACUUGAAAUUCGUUGAAACCAAUUUUAAUCAGGUUUUCCAGUGUACAUCAACGUGAGAAAAUUAGUAUUAACAAUAUCGCACAAUUUGCCUUUCUGAUUCUUAAAUACUUUUUUUUCAAUAAAUAAUUACAUUCAAGUUAUGAAAAUUAA